Messenger RNA from Saccharomyces cerevisiae S288C, 837 nucleotides. It is a transcript of the gene RRP1, whose product is annotated as Rrp1p. Gene Ontology annotation, biological process: rRNA processing. The coding region runs from base 1 to 837 and encodes 278 amino acids. The record is from RefSeq and is marked reviewed. Gene Ontology annotation, cellular component: nucleolus; preribosome, small subunit precursor. The transcript has a single exon. NCBI's taxonomy places the organism in Eukaryota, Fungi, Ascomycota, Saccharomycetes, Saccharomycetales, Saccharomycetaceae.
AUGGAGACCUCCAACUUUGUUAAACAAUUAUCGUCGAACAACAGAAAAACCAGGGUAAAUGCACUCGAAGCGUUAAAGAAAUAUCUAACCGCUAAACAGUUCAAGGAGAACAAACAAAUAGAAUUCAAUAAACUUUGGAAGGGUCUUUACUAUGCAAUGUGGUUCAGUGACCGUCCUAGACCUCAGCAACGUUUAGCCAAUGAAUUAGGUGAAUUGCAUGGAUUAUAUUUUGAUCCUAAGGACAAUAGCACUGCAGAUGAGUUGACCACAAACGAUAAAGCAUUUAUAAAGUUUAGCAGAGGGUUUUGGAAGGUCAUGUGCUUUGAAUGGUUUAACAUUGACAGAUAUAGGUUGGAUAAGUAUCUUCUAUUGAUAAGAAGGGUAUUAUUCAGUCAAUUGAAGUAUUUGCAGUCCAGAAACUGGGACAAAAAAUUAGUCGACGAGUAUAUUAAGAAAGUGUUGAGGUGGUUACCUCUGAGUGGAAGUCCAAAGGUCUACACAGGGAUUCCAAUUCAUAUCGUCGAUAUUCUGCUGGACGAAUGGGAAAGAUUGCUUAAAGAUGGAGAUGAAGACGAUGAAGACGAGGAAAACAAAGAGGAAGAGAUGCGCAAAAUUGCAGAGAGCGCAAAAAAAACGCCACUAGCCGAUGUUAUCGCAAUUUUCCAAGAUAUCGUGGCAGAUUACAAUAACAGUAAGGUGUUGAGAGAGAAGAUCAAAGAAGACCUAUUCAGUGACACCAGACUUGUUUCCUGGGAUAUUCUUGAAGGCGAAACGCAACAUAAUGAUUCCAGUAACGAAUCUGAAGAAGAGGAAGAGGAAGAGUGGAAGGGAUUUUGA